This is a messenger RNA of Coffea arabica (coffee), 2616 nucleotides long. RefSeq lists its product as uncharacterized. NCBI's taxonomy places the organism in Eukaryota, Viridiplantae, Streptophyta, Magnoliopsida, Gentianales, Rubiaceae. The record is from RefSeq and is a predicted model, not a curated record.
AUGCAAGACUUGGUCCAUGAUGUAUUUGGGAUACCACAUGGAACAAAUAAAUUGAAUAGAGAAGGGGACUUUCCUAUUUCAGAGGCUGAAAAAUUUUACAAAUUGAUUGAUGAUUCUCAACAGGAUUUGUACAGUGGUUGCAAAAAUUUCUCGAAGUUGUCUUUCAUUAUUCGUUUGCUUCACCUAAAAUGCCUUGGUAAGAUGAGUAACAAGAUUUUUAAUAUGCUUGUUGAGCUGUUGAGAGAAGCAUUUCCGGAGGCCAUGACUAAUUUGCCUUCUUCUUACUAUGAGGCUGAGAAAUUGAUGAAUACAUUGGGGCUAGGUUUUGAAAAGAUCGAUGCAUGUCCUAAUGAUUGUUCUCUUUAUUGGGGUAGUGCUGAAAAAAGAACUUCAUGCGAAACAUGUAACGAGCUUAGAUUGGGGUUGGCAUCUGACGGGUUUAAUCCAUUCAACAAUAUGAGUUCUACACACAGUACUUGGCCUGUGGUUUUAAUACCAUAUAACUUACCUCUAUGGAUGUGUAUGAAGCAACCGUACUUCAUGUUGUCCUUGUUAAUACCCGGACCAUCCUCUCCUGGGAAUAAUAUUGAUGUUUAUCUACAGCCUCUAGUUAAAGAAUUGACCGAAUUGUGGGAUUUUGGCAUUCAAACUUAUGAUGCAUCCCAAAAAGAAAAUUUUCAAUUGCAUGCAGCUCUGUUGUGGACCAUUAGUGAUGUCCCUGGAUAUGCAAUGUUAUCUGAGUGGAGCACUAAAGGUGAAUAUGCUUGUCCUGUUUGUCACAAGUUCACUCAUGCUCGACGGUUGACUCAUAGUUUCAAGCAUUGCUAUAUGGGUCAUCGUAGAUUCUUAGAUAGUAAGCAUAAAUUUAGAAAGCAAGCCCAAUUGUUUGAUGGCACCGAAGAAUAUGGAAAGCGACCACCUUUGCAAACUGGGGAUAUGAUUGUGAGUGAAUUGGGAGACUUGCAAAUUAAAUUUGGAAAACUUGUGAAAAGUAAUCCGAAAUUGCCUUUUAAUUGGAAAAAGAGGAGUAUUUUCUUUGACUUGCCAUAUUGGAAAGAUAAUGUCUUAAGACAUAAUCUUGACUUCAUGCACAUUGAGAAGAAUGUUGGUGAAAAUAUUUGGGGGACAUUGCUGGAUAUUGAGGAUAAAGCAGAGGACCAUUAUAAUUCCCACUGUGAUUUGAGAGAAAUGGGAAUAAGAAAAGAGCUGCAUCCCAUUGAGAUAGAACCUGGAAAGGUUUACUUACCUCCAUCUUCCUUUGCAAUGGAUAAAAAACAGAAAACUAUGUUUUGCAAUGUGCUAAAAAAAGUGAAAUUUCCAGAUGGUUAUGCAGCUAACGUCUCAAGAUGCGUUCGAGUAAAGCCACCAAGAAUUUCGGGGCUUAAAAGUCAUGAUAAUCAUAUCCUAAUACAGCAAUUGAUGCCUAUAGCUUUGAGAAAGACUUUGCCAAAAUCAGUGCGCUAUCCUUUGAUUCGAUUGAGUAGAUACUUCAGGCAGCUUUGUUCUAAAGUUAUUUGUCCUCAAGAUGUGGUUCGUUUGGAAAGUGAAAUUGCCGUUAUACUCUGCGAUCUUGAGAAAUGCUUUCCACCAACAUUCUUCGAUGUCAUGGUGCAUUUAACUAUUCAUUUGGCAACUGAAGUGAAAUUAGGUGGCCCGGUGUAUUAUGGUUGGAUGUAUCCUGUAGAGAGGCCUGAAGGUUCGAUUGCUCAAGGCUACUUGGCAGAAGAAUGCAUAAACUUUUGCAUGUUGUAUCUUGCGGACUAUGUUGAGACAAAAUUCAAUCGUCCAAGCAGAAAUAAAGAAGUACAUAAGGAAAUUGAAGAGGGUUCAGAUAUAUUCUCUGAAUCAAGACAUCCUUUGGGGAGGGACAAGCCAACAAUCUUUGAUGCUCAUAUCUUGAGUAAAGCAUAUCAGUAUAUUUUAUUUAACUGUGAUGCUGUCACACCUUACAUGGAGCAGCAUCGUAGAUUGAUAGAAGAAGGGCAUCCUCAAGUUCCACAACAUCUAAAAGAGCGCUUGCACAGCGAAAAUUUUGCUUGUCCAUAUGUUGUUGGAAUCCAACAUGACAAGUACGUUGUUAAUGGAUUUCGGUUUCACACCAACGAAGUUGAGAAGAAAAGAAAAACGCAGAAUAGUAGUGUUACAGUCAAUGGAACAACAUCCAGUUUUGCAAGUAUAAGGGAUCAAAAUCUAGUUUUGAGUGAACUAGUUUACUUCGGCGUCUUGAAAAAUGUUGUUGAAUUAAUUUACGGAGGUCGUCGGGUGGUGUUAUUCGAAUGUGAUUGGAAAUCAAAUGGUUCGAGAAUGAAACAAGAUGCUGAUGGGUUUACUGUAGUCAAUUUUGCAAAUGUGAGACCUCAUGUUGAGCCAUUUAUACUCGCUUCACAAGCAUCACAGGUUUUUUAUGUGGAAGAUCCAACUGAUAAAGAUUGGCAAGUUGUUAUCUCUACCACUGCAAGAGAUGGAUAUAACAUGGGCACAACCAUGGAUGUUGAGACAUAUUUGCAAAGUGAUGUUGGCAAUCCUGUUGUUGAGAAUGAAAAUGAGGAAAUUAGUUGGGUUCGUGAGAAUGGACUUGGGAUUGAAGUUGAUUUGUCCCAAUAUAAUCUGAUUUAG